Acaromyces ingoldii is the source of this 2120-nucleotide messenger RNA. RefSeq names its product CRAL/TRIO domain-containing protein. The transcript is spliced from 6 exons. NCBI's taxonomy places the organism in Eukaryota, Fungi, Basidiomycota, Exobasidiomycetes, Exobasidiales, Cryptobasidiaceae. The coding region runs from base 1 to 1806 and encodes 601 amino acids. The record is from RefSeq and is a predicted model, not a curated record.
AUGUCGAGUGCAAACGAUGGCUGGGAAGAGAUUGAGGGAGGCACGAUGAGGAUGCCUGAAGGCUACGUCGGUAACCUGACGGCGGACCAUCAGGAUAAGCUUCGCCUGCUCUGGGAUAGUUUCUUCAAGGUCUGUGACAAGGCCACUGGAACCAAAAUGGAAAAUACGGGUGAGGUCGAGGAUUGGGGCCAGGACGACGGCGCCGUCAAGAAGCGAUUGAACGCCAAGUCGGCCGUCAAGAACAGCGGCAUCGAGCAAGACGACAGCGCUAAGGACGUUGCUCAGAAGCGUGCUGAAGAGGCCAACAUGGACAAGCUUCUUAAAACCUAUGGUCCGGAAGCGCUCCGCAACACUUUCUGGAGCCUUUGCAAGCAGGAUCACCCAGAUACCACGAUGCUUCGCUUCCUUCGCGCACGCAAGUGGGACGUGGACCGUGCCACGGCCAUGAUGGCAUCAACUCUUCGUUGGCGUCUGGACACGGGCGUCGACAAGAUGAGUGAGAACGGUGACCUGGUCAACGGGAAAGAAAUUCCCAAGUACAUCGAUCAACAAGCGACUGGUAAGGUCUAUGCCAAGGGCUGCAACGUCUAUGACCAGCCAGUGUGCUAUGUGCACUUCAAGAAGCAUCUCAUCUGGGGACAGCCGUCUCCGUCGAUGAAGAAAUUCAUCAUCACCCAGAUGGAGAGCUGGCGUCUCCUAUUUGUCCCACCCAACGACAAGAUGGUCAUUCUCUUUGACUGCACUGGUUUUGGACCUUCAAAUCUUGACAUGCCGAACUUCCUCUACGUGCUGCAAUGCCUGCAGUCCUACUUCCCCGAGUGUCUCGCAGUCCUCUACCUUCACAACGCCCCCUGGAUUCUCAAGCAAGCCUGGGGACUGGUCAAGGGCUUGCUCGAUCCCGUCGUUCGCUCCAAGGUCGUCUUUACAAACACGACCGAGGACCUCAAAGAAAAUAUUCCUGAGGACCGCCUCUUGGAAUUUGUCGGUGGAGAUGUCGACAUGAAGUUCACGUGGGUUGGACCUGAAGAGGGCGAAAAUGAUUUGCAGAAGAACAAGGCGGAACGUGACGCACGUUGGGCGCACCACCGGAAGCUGUCCGAUGAAUUCGAGAAAGUGACCCGCCGCUGGGUUGACUCGAAAGGCAAGGAGGGUGAUGAGCAACGCAAGAUUCUCGCAAAGCGCCUCCGCCUCUCGCAGUUCGACUUCGAGCCCUACUGGAGGGGUAAGACAGUACACCACCGCAACGGUGAUCUGCCACCUGGCAACCCUGGCAUUGUCAGGUGGGAGUACAUUCUCAAAGACGGUGACAAGGUCCGUCAGAUUGUCGGCCAGCGCCAAUGCAAGAAGACGCUCGUGCGUGAGCUCCAAGAGAUUGAGGCUGGCGCGUCCGUCGAGUGGGCCGAGAAGCACACCGUCGAGAUGAUCAAAGGCGGAUCGUGGGGACGGUGGGACACCUGCGACGAUUUGCCGCCCCGGCCUACUGGUUUCAAGGAUGGACAGCUGGUCUUUGAUGGUGCUGCCCCUGCUGCUGCCGCUACUGAGACCGCCAAUGUUGCCGCACCCGCUGCAAGUGAGAAUCAGGCGACAAGCGACAAGACGAGUGGUACAACUUUGGUGCCUUCUGACAACAGAACGUCCGUGAAUGCCAACGACGAGACCAGCACGCAGCCUCUGCCUUCCAAGCAGAGCCGCGACACUGGCACCAAGAAGAGCACAACUGAUUACCGAAAAACGACAAAGGAUCCAGCUACGCCCCCGAAGAAGCGAUCGUUGUUUGGCACCAUCAAGAGCAAGAUUGCAGUCUAAAUUUCCUGUCCUCUCCCUCCUUUCCCUCCUUUCAUCCCAGUCUCUGCCCACCUGUGUCUUUAUUGAAGCGAUUCGCUGGCUCGUUUUGAUCUCUUAUCCUAUGUGCCUUUAUACCUCUCGAAUCUACCUAUGUUCCGAAGAAGACGUGCCGGAGAACUGAAUGUGUAUACAUCGCUUACUUGAAUGAACUUGUCCGAUCAGCAACAUCACUUUGGACGGCAGCCGUGGCUUGUCCCUAGUGAGCACGUGCAAUAUCUUCUUGUCCCUUGCUCUGCGUGUGCGUAGUCGAAUGAAGGUGAAGGAGGACAAUCUCA